Molecule: messenger RNA, 570 nt
Organism: Laccaria bicolor S238N-H82
Lineage: Eukaryota; Fungi; Basidiomycota; Agaricomycetes; Agaricales; Hydnangiaceae
Exons: 9
Coding region: 1-570 (189 amino acids)
Source: RefSeq, a predicted model, not a curated record
AUGGGUGCUGGUGAACAUUGGGUGAAUGACAGAGUGAACAACAGGAUAAAUCUUGCUUCACUGCUGAACACCCCAACUUUGUCUUCAAUUUCCCCUUUGCUUCACACUCUCGAAAUAUGGAACAUUCUUGACUCUGACCAAUGGUGGUGCUGGUCUCCCCAUCGUUCCUGUCGAAAAUUCCUCAUCCUGGAUCUGACAAGACCCUUGUGCAUAGCAGUUUCAAGAACACAACUGUACCACGACGAAGGGAAUGGACAUGGCCAUCAUGUGAUCUCAACCACAUUCCACAAUGGCCAUGACCGCCAGAUCACAUGGAUCUCAAGCUGGAGGUCGGGCCUGUGCACUACCACCAUGGAAUGUGCAUUAUUUCUAUGGACAACUGGAAUCCAUGUCUUGACUGGUACUGGAGGAUUGGGCAUACUCCCCACACAACUAUCCAACUUUGUGCAUCAGUCUCAUCCUACAUGGACACAGAUGCAUAGCAAUAUUCACACAGAAGCACUUCUUGUGCACAAAAGGGUCAUAGUCGAGCAUGCUCAAAUCGACGUUGCUUGGGAGCUACUAGGCUGA